This is a messenger RNA of Drosophila ficusphila, 1580 nucleotides long. RefSeq names its product protein arginine methyltransferase NDUFAF7 homolog, mitochondrial. Bases 200 to 1519 code for a protein of 439 amino acids. Gene Ontology annotation, biological process: mitochondrial respiratory chain complex I assembly. The record is from RefSeq and is a predicted model, not a curated record. The transcript has 2 exons. NCBI's taxonomy places the organism in Eukaryota, Metazoa, Arthropoda, Insecta, Diptera, Drosophilidae. Gene Ontology annotation, cellular component: mitochondrion. Gene Ontology annotation, molecular function: protein-arginine omega-N symmetric methyltransferase activity.
GGAAAAAAUUUUCUGCUUCAAAAUUUUAUUUAUUUAAGAUUAAUAGAAAUUCGAUUUUCUGUAUAAUAAUACACCUAAGCAAAAUGCGGAGAGUUUUCUGUAACAACUAUUUGUUUAUGAAAUACAGGGUAUUCCGUAAUUAAUCAGCUCAUCCCCUGCUUUCCUAUGUUGUUUUGUAGGAGAUUUUCGCCGGGUCGAGAUGUUACGCGAAGCUUUAAGGAUUGGCAGCAGGCGCUGGUAUAGCUACAAGUCAGUUCGCCGUCCAAAUCUGAGUGCCACAGCCGCUCCUAAGGAGGAACUGAAGCAGAAGCAGCCAGGAGACAAGCCUUCCGUCGAAAAUGGCAACGGUAGCCUGGCCAAACAGCUGCGUGCAAAGAUUCUGGCCACUGGACCCAUUCCUGUGGCAGAGUACAUGCGAGAGGUGCUGACCAAUCCUCAAGCGGGUUACUAUAUGAACCGGGAUGUGUUCGGUCGGGAGGGGGACUUCAUAACCUCACCGGAAAUAUCACAAAUAUUUGGAGAGCUCAUCGGGGUCUGGCUGGUGAGCGAGUGGCGUAAAAUGGGCAGCCCGUCGCCCUUUCAACUUGUGGAGUUGGGACCCGGCCGAGGCACUCUGGCCAGAGAUGUGCUGAAGGUUAUAACCAAAUUCAAGCAGGACGCCGAGUUCUCUAUGCACAUGGUGGAAGUUAGUCCAUUUUUGAGCAAGGCGCAGGCCCAGCGCUUUUGCUAUAAUCAUGAAAUCCUGCCGGAGGACUCGCAGAUGCCACAUUAUCAGGUGGGCACCACAGCCAGCGGGAUAAAAGCCUUCUGGCAUCGCCGGCUGGAAGAUGUACCACAGGGAUUUUCCCUAGUGCUGGCCCACGAGUUCUUUGAUGCGCUGCCCAUACACAAGCUGCAGUUGGUCGAUGGGAAGUGGCAGGAAGUGCUCAUCGAUGUUGCUUCUAAUAGUGAAAAAGACCCGAAGCAAGCGGACUUUCGGUAUGUGCUCUCACGCAGUCAAACUCCGGUAUCGAGUGUGUUCCGUCCAAUGCCUGGUGAGACGCGAUCCUGUCUGGAAUACUCAUUGGAGACAGAGCGGCAAGUGGGACUCCUGGCCGAACGCAUUGAACGGGACGGCGGCAUUGCUCUUAUCAUGGAUUAUGGACACUUCGGCGAGAAAACCGACACUUUCCGGGCCUUCAAACAACACCAACUUCACGAUGCCUUGGUGGAGCCAGGCAGCGCUGAUCUCACAGCAGAUGUGGACUUCAAGCUGGUUAGGCACACGGCAGAGAGCCGCGGAAAUAUCCACUGCUGCGGACCCGUAGAGCAGGGACUAUUCCUGCAGCGAAUGCAGGGGGAGGCACGACUGGAGCAACUAGUGGCACAUGCGCUGCCCGAGAACCAGCAAAUCAUUCGUUCUGGCUACAAAAUGCUCACGGAUCCAGCGCAAAUGGGAACUCGCUUUAAGUUUCUGGCCAUGUUCCCCGGUGUGUUGGCUUCUCAUCUUGACAAAUAUCCCGUUGUCGGAUUUAGUUAGUAGUAAAUUUAAGAUCUGAUUUUAAGGUUUUAAAUAUGUUGCACAUGAUUGUUAAACAAAA